GCACUAUAGAUAACUAUUUGCCUGUAAUUGAAAGUGAAAUGAUAAUAAACUAACAAUAUGACCACCUACGCUUUAUUAACUGUUGAUGAGUAAAAAUUAAAAAAAUAUGUAUAGUCUAAUAAAUUCUAUUUCAAAUAACCUUAUAAACAAACCACAAUGAAUAUUAUAUAUAAUCAACUCAGAUGAUUUCAUAUACAAAUUGGUGGAUAAACUUAAUAUUCCUUAUGGAUUCUAAAUUUUAUAAACACGAUACAUUAUAUUAAUUAACAGAUUUGUUAUAAACAAAUUGACUUCAUUAAAAAAAGAAAAAAGAAGAAAAGAAAAAAACUACUUAUCCAUUUUAUAUAAAAUAAUCAGUAUAUACAAAUCAACACAAAAUGAAUGGGAAAUAUACUCAAUCUUUAAUUUUAAAUUGGAUAUAAUUAUUCAUUUAUACAUGUAAGAUAUUGUUUUAUUAAAAUAAGAACUUUCGUCUAAAUUUUGAACGAAUAGUUUCAAAAUAUUUGGGUGCCAAAUUAAUGUUCCUGCCUGGAGUUAUUCCUGAUCCCCUGCUACAAGACACGGAAGCCUGUUAAGCGAAAGCUUCUUCUAUUCCGUCCACAACCAUCUGAACCAUUCUUUUACGUCUAGAACAAUUUGAAACAUUUGUGCAUAUUUUUGAAUACCGCGUUACGGUUCAGUAUUAGUGAUCGACGCCAGAUAGGAUGUUUUCGUCCUAAGAGUAAGGAUGCAAGAUGGUGUUUGUGAGCGUUUUGUUCAACGCUACUUAUUGUCGAAGAAUUUCAAAGACACACUGAAUGCAUUCGAAAUCGAGUAUUCGAAAGAAAAAAAUAGAGGGAAAUUUCAGCCAUUGGAUAUUAUCGAUCAACUUCAAGAAGCGAUCUACGAUUCUAAUUUAUCUCAGUUAACCAAUCAGUGGAAUUUCUUAGAAAAUACACUCUUUCACCGGUUAUCGGGUGAUAAACAACUUGCUGCCAAUGAGCUCAAAGUGCAUGUUUUUCGUACAUACUUAGUGCAGGCUAAAAUAAAGAAACGUCAAGCUAAAAUGACUGAGUUUUUCGAAUUACUUUCUUCCCAGUUCUCCUUUGGAAAAGAGGAAUGGCAAAGUUGGUGUGCUUUGCCUUACGCAGCGGAUCCAAAAAUGCAUUCAGAGUUUUUUAUGUAUUUUACAAAGUCAUGGAUGGAUGUAUUGAUUCUAUCACUAACAAACUUCCUCUGUUUGAUUAAUUAUUCUGAAAGUAACCAAAGCAGAGUAUUUUUUGAGACGGAGUUUCCGAACCGAAAGAAUAAAUCAAGCACAAACGAAAAGACAUCAACGUCAGGAAAUCAAUUACCAUUUGGAGAGCUCCUUGAUGACUUUAAUGAACUGGGAACUAUCCGAACAAAUUCGAAACUUUCAUGACCAUUUCAAAUGUCCAGGAGUGUGAAACAAGUGUCGUUUGUGUUAGUAACUCAUGUAUAUCGCGUAGUUCUACAUAUGACUGACUAUUGAACAUCUUCAACUAUAUUUCUGAACAAUCAUCAACGUUUUGUAUUUGACAGAAAAAACUACUCCCUUUCAUACUUGACUUUAAAUUUAUCUGCUAAAUGCCUUUCUCGACCGGGGGUGGGUAAUGUAAUCUACUUGCAUUGAUUACUUUUUUUUCAUUUCCCCGGCUCUGAAAUCCCAUUUUCCGCCAACCUACUCAUUUCACACACUCUUCGGUUUUGCUGCAGUUAAAGAUGUUUUGCCUUAUUAAUUCGGUCCUCUCUUAUGUUAGUCCUGUACCUCUAAGUGUGUGAUUAGGAUUCGAACUUUAAAUUAACUGAGAACUAAAG
Schistosoma haematobium is the source of this 1818-nucleotide messenger RNA. It is a transcript of the gene WDR91, whose product is annotated as WD repeat-containing protein 91. Gene Ontology annotation, molecular function: phosphatidylinositol 3-kinase regulator activity. The transcript is spliced from 7 exons. Gene Ontology annotation, cellular component: extrinsic component of endosome membrane; late endosome membrane; early endosome membrane. Bases 728 to 1402 code for a protein of 224 amino acids. Gene Ontology annotation, biological process: early endosome to late endosome transport. The record is from RefSeq and is a predicted model, not a curated record. NCBI's taxonomy places the organism in Eukaryota, Metazoa, Platyhelminthes, Trematoda, Strigeidida, Schistosomatidae.